Messenger RNA from Poecilia reticulata (guppy), 2704 nucleotides. RefSeq names its product hepatocyte nuclear factor 4, gamma (gene hnf4g). Gene Ontology annotation, molecular function: zinc ion binding; nuclear steroid receptor activity; RNA polymerase II cis-regulatory region sequence-specific DNA binding. The record is from RefSeq and is a predicted model, not a curated record. Gene Ontology annotation, cellular component: nucleus. Gene Ontology annotation, biological process: regulation of DNA-templated transcription. Lineage: Eukaryota; Metazoa; Chordata; Actinopteri; Cyprinodontiformes; Poeciliidae.
CCAUGACAGGAUCCGAGACCACUGAAGCUGAUGAAGACAUACACAACAAAUCCUUACUCACAAUAUUAUCACGAAACAAAAUUUUAAAUUUUACCAAAAAAAUUUUAUGUCUUUCCAACAGUUUGCUAAACAUAAUCUAAAGUUUCUUGAAUUAUAUGUCGUUGUGCACUUUCUGUGUCACGGAGUCUGUGUCACCCACACAUCAACACACUCACAUUCACCUAGUGAUGUUUCUCUUUAGUUUUUAUGGACCUGGGUUACUGUUUAACAUCUCCACCCUAGCUUAAGUUUGUUUAGUAAAUCGAUCUUAUGACAGGGCUUUGAUGGCGCCAUCCAAUGUGUCGCUCCAUGAAUAAUUGGCAGCUCAGCUCUCCAGCCUUCCCUUUUAAUGUUUUCCAACACUUUAAACUAUUUUAAAACUCAGUGCUCCAUAAGCCUGAUGGCUGACUGACGGCUGCUCCCUGUCAGAGUACAGCAAUACUACUGGAUAAAUGCACAUACUAGACAGAAACAGUAACGCAGACAGUAUGCCAACAGAACCAAGCCACUCUGGUCCAGAUGGGCUGAAUGCUAACUGCGCAAUCUGUGGAGACAAAGCCACAGGAAAACACUAUGGGGCUUCUAGCUGCGAUGGCUGCAAAGGCUUCUUUAGACGCUCCAUACGCAAAAACCAUGUGUAUACCUGCAGGUUCAGCAGACAGUGCGUGGUUGACAAGGAUAAGAGGAACCAAUGUCGUUUCUGCAGACUCAACAAAUGCUUUAGAGCUGGCAUGAAAAAAGAAGCUGUACAGAAUGAGAGAGAUCGGAUCAGUUCCCGAAGAGUCAUCCCAGAUUCUCAAGACCUUCCCCCCAUUACUAUCUUAGCGCAGGCAGAGUCAUUAUCCCAACAAAUCAUCACUCCUGUAGGACUAGUAGACGUAUCGGAUGUGAAAUCAGCCACUGUGGGGGAUGUGUGUGAUUCUAUGAGGCAACAGCUGUUGGUUUUGGUGGAAUGGGCCAAAUAUAUUCCUUCCUUUGGCGAGUUGCCACUGGAUGAUCAGGUGAGCUUGCUCAGGGCUCAUGCAGGUGAACAUCUCUUGCUUGGGGUUGCCAAAAGGUCAAUGCCAUUCAAGGACUUCCUCCUUUUAGGUAACGGCUGUGUGAUACACAGGAACGGCCCUGAACCUGAGAUUUGCAGAGUUGCCAGCAGGAUAUUAGACGAGCUGGUCCAGCCCUUCCAAGAUAUUCAGAUAGAUGACAACGAGUAUGCAGCUCUCAAGGCAAUUGUCUUUUUUGACCCAGAUGCAAAGUCGUUGCGGGACCCAACGAAAAUUAAGACUAUGCGUCUUCAGGUUCAGAUGAGUCUGGAAGACUACAUAAACGACCGUCAGUACGACUCCAGGGGUCGUUUCGGAGAGCUCUUACUGCUGCUUCCCACCCUGCAGAGCAUCACCUGGCAAAUGAUUGAACAGCUCCAGUUCAUUAAGCUAUGCGGCCUGGCCAAGAUAGACAACCUGCUGCAGGAGAUGCUGCUGGGAGGGCUAACAACAGAGUCCAGCCACCUCCACCAUGCGACACACACCCAGUUGACCCAGGACCAUGUGACUGGACACACCCUUGUCAUCAGCACCAUGCCUGCUGCUCACGUUCCACAAAUAGCUUCACCUGAGACUCCCAUCCCAUCGCCACCACAGGGUCCCACCACAGAAAUGUACAAACAUUUCCCUCAGCCUCAUUGUCCUCCUGCCAGCCCCUCACCUUCUACACAGACGGACCCCUGACUCCUUCCUGCCUUAUGACAAAGAGUCUGUCACGAAAUCAGUUUUCUUUUUCUUGGAUGAAUAGUUUAUUAUACUGAUGUGAAAGUUAGGAAGGCACUCCUUAUUCAGUAUGUCUUAAAGACUCCCCCCCCCCCCCCUAGAGUUAAAGCAACAAUGGUCUCAGAAUAAUUGCCUGCCUUUCAAAGGUAAGCUUUUAUUCAAAUUUAAACCCUCACAAGUCUACAUCUUUCAACAAGAGACCAGACACAGGGGCUUCAGCUGUAAUGAUCAGAGGACGGGGCGCAAUUUAGGGGCUCAUUUCGAAUCCAGCUGGUGUUCCACCCAGCUCCGAUCAUUCGAAUCAUUCCAAUAGUCAUCUCACAGUGGUAGGAAUGAUGUGUGUGAGUAAACUCUAAUGAUGGCUUAGCUGUAUCUUUAUUACUUGAACAGCCUUACAAUAACAACAGGCUUGGUCAUCUGAAAAAAAAAAUGCUAUGUAUAUAUUUUGAGCAACUAUUGCUCAUGGUUUCCAGGCUUAAAAGACAUUUUCUGGAUUUUUUUUUUGGCAAUGCCGAUUUGUCUGAAUGAAGUAGAAUGAAAAAUAAAAAGAACAAUUCUAAGUGUUAGACAUUUUAAUGAGGUAUACAUUUUCGAGCAGAUACUGCCAUUUAGCUGCUUUUGAGUUAUUCCAAUAGUUGCUCAUCAGCUACCCAUCUAACCCAUACGUCUAAAAGCAAAAAUAAGAAAGCACACAAGUCUUUGAGCUUUGGAGUUUAUGUAAACGAUUUAAUAGAAAGUGAAGAACAGAUGAGCUGUCAGAUUGAUCCGUCACCUGCCACAGUCUCCAAAAGCAGCCAGCUUGGCUCUCUGACUUGACCUGACCCAAAACUGGAUUUGCACGCAAAGUAGAUUAGCUAAAAGACAAAUGGUUCAACAUGAAACAGCACAGUGUAAAAAAAAAAAAA